AUGGACGUGACGCAGCUCAGCCCUACCAUCCCCCUCCGGAUUGUCACCUUCAACGUCCGCUACGCCACCACGAGCCCGGUCCGGGGAGAGAAGCCCUGGAAGGAGCGCGGCCCCCGGCUGCUCAACCAGCUCGGCUUCAUCACCGCCGGCCACGAAAACGCCUUCCUGUGCCUGCAGGAGGUGCUGCACGAGCAGCUCGAGGACAUCCAGGCCAGCCUCGGCCCGCGGUGGGCGUCCAUCGGCCGGGCCCGCGAGGACGGCCGGCAAAAGGGCGAGUACUCGCCCGUCUUCUACCGCUCCGACGUCUGGUAUCUCGAGCGCUCGCAGACGCGCUGGCUCAGCCCGACGCCCGAGAAGCCGUCGCGAGGCUGGGGCGCCAGCCACAACCGCGUCGUCACCAUGGGCGACUUCACCCACAAGGGCACCGGCACCCGCGUCGUCGUCAUGAGCACCCACUUUGACCACAAGAGCGCAAAGGCCCGCCAGCACAGCGCCCAGCAGCUCAUGCAGUACGCCCGCGAAUGGGGCGUCGACGACGACGACAACGAUGAUGGCAACGGCAACGGCAACGACGGCAGCAGCAACAGCAGUGGAAGCAACUCGGCCGUCCUCAUUGGCGGCGACUUCAACAGCACGCCCGAUGACGUGGCCUACCGCCUCAUGACGGCGCCCGGGUCGGGCAUGUCCGACCUGGCUGCCCUGUUGCCCGCCGACCAGCACAACGGCAACAGCCUGACGUACACGAGCUUUGGCGAGGCCAACGAGUGGCCGCAGCGCAUCGAUUUUCUGUUUAUCCAGGAGCCUCGCACCGCCGUCGUCAAGACGUUUAGCGUCCUGGAGAACAUCUUUGACGAUCAGGUUCGCCUGUCGGACCACAGAGCCGUCGUGUCUGAUCUGGAGAUUGCCGUGGACCCUUCGUCAUGA
Messenger RNA from Trichoderma reesei QM6a, 924 nucleotides. RefSeq lists its product as uncharacterized. The transcript has a single exon. The coding region runs from base 1 to 924 and encodes 307 amino acids. The record is from RefSeq and is a predicted model, not a curated record. Gene Ontology annotation, molecular function: 3'-5'-RNA exonuclease activity. Lineage: Eukaryota; Fungi; Ascomycota; Sordariomycetes; Hypocreales; Hypocreaceae.